CGCGGAUAUAGACGAGCUGGGAGCCCAGAUCUUGGAGGAGCAAAGCCAUCGAGUCUGGGCAGACGAAACUAAAUCGCCCAGCGUAGCAAGACAAGGGGGGCGUGCAGCGGCUCCUGCAUCUCACAGCGCCGGGAGAGCUGCCUGGCUUGUUGCUGUAAGCUCACCGGGCACGGGGUCUAGGGGCUUCGAGAGGGGACGGGGGGCAGAAAAGGGGGUCUCGCUUGAAGACGCAGACAGGAGGCGAGGUGCAGUGUUGAUGCGAUAAUACUAUUUUAUAAAAUUGAGAAAUUCUCCGGAGCGGCUCGGCAGCAGAGUGUACGGGAUGGACCCGGGAACGCCUGGAGCCGGGCUGGCGGGUCCCUUCCUGUCCCAGCAGCUGCAGCAGGUGUUUCCGGCUCCUCACCGGCCGGGGCUCGGCUCCAUCGGGAAGCCCAUCAAGCUGCUGGCAAACUACUUCCAGGUUGACAUCCCCAAGAUGGACGUGCACCACUACGAGGUGGACAUCAAGCCAGAGAAAUGUCCCCGGCGUGUCAACAGGGAGGUGGUGGAGUACAUGGUGCAGCAUUUCAAACCUCAGAUCUUUGGCGAGAGGAAGCCGGUCUACGAUGGAAAGAGGAACAUCUACACAGUGAGAGCACUGCCCAUUGGCACAGAGCAGGUUGAUUUCGAGGUGACGAUCCCUGGCGAAGGGAAGGACCGGAUAUUCAAGGUGUCGAUCAAGUGGGUGGCGAUGGUGAGCUGGCGGCUGCUGCACGACGCGCUAGUCAGCGGCCGGGUCCCUGUCCCACUGGACUCUGUGCAGGCGCUGGACGUGGCCAUGCGCCACCUCUCCUCCAUGAGGUACACUCCAGUGGGGCGCUCCUUCUUCUCCCCUCCCGAGGGGUACUAUCACCCGCUGGGCGGGGGCAGGGAGGUGUGGUUUGGGUUCCAUCAGUCCGUGCGGCCCGCCAUGUGGAAUAUGAUGCUGAACAUCGACGUGUCAGCCACUGCGUUUUACAAAGCCCAGCCUGUGAUUGAGUUCAUGUGUGAGGUGCUGGAUAUGCGGAGCGUCGGCGAGCAGCCCAGAUCCCUGAGCGAUUCUCAGAGGGUGCGAUUCACAAAGGAAAUCAAAGGUCUGAAGGUGGAGGUGACUCACUGUGGGCAGAUGAAGAGGAAAUACCGAGUGUGCAACGUGACCCGCCGGCCCGCCAGCCACCAGACGUUCCCUUUGCAGCUGGAGAACGGCCAGGCAAUGGAGUGCACUGUGGCUCAGUACUUCAAACAGAAGUACAGCCUGCAGCUCAAGUACCCGCACCUGCCCUGCCUGCAGGUGGGCCAGGAGCAGAAGCACACCUACCUGCCCCUGGAGGUGUGUAACAUCGUAGCGGGGCAGCGCUGUAUCAAGAAAUUGACGGAUAAUCAGACUUCCACCAUGAUCAAAGCGACCGCGCGCUCAGCACCCGACAGGCAGGAGGAGAUCAGCAGGCUGAUGAAGAAUGGCAGUUACAAUUUGGACCCGUACAUCCAGGAGUUCGGGAUCAAGGUGAAGGAUGAUAUGGUGGAGGUGAUGGGCAGAGUGCUGCCAGCUCCCAUCCUGCAGUACGGAGGCAGGAACCGAGCCAUCGCCACCCCCAACCAGGGCGUGUGGGACAUGCGGGGGAAGCAGUUCUACAACGGCAUCGAGAUCAAGGUGUGGGCCAUCGCCUGCUUCGCACCGCAGAAACAGUGUCGCGAGGAGGUGCUCAAGGGCUUCACUGACCAGCUGCGCAAGAUCUCCAAGGACGCGGGGAUGCCUAUCCAGGGCCAGCCCUGCUUCUGUAAAUACGCGCAGGGCGCUGAUAGCGUGGAGCCCAUGUUCCGCCACCUGAAAAACACCUACUCAGGGCUGCAGCUCAUCAUAGUCAUCCUGCCCGGGAAAACGCCUGUCUACGCGGAGGUGAAGCGUGUGGGAGACACUCUCCUGGGAAUGGCCACUCAGUGUGUUCAGGUGAAGAAUGUGGUGAAGACCUCCCCCCAGACCCUCUCCAACCUCUGCCUGAAAAUCAAUGCCAAGCUGGGGGGGAUCAACAACAUCCUGGUCCCGCACCAGCGCUCUGCAGUGUUCCAACAGCCUGUGAUCUUCCUGGGCGCUGAUGUCACGCACCCCCCUGCAGGCGACGGCAAGAAGCCCUCGAUUACUGCGGUGGUGGGGAGCAUGGACGCUCACCCCAGUCGAUACUGUGCCACGGUGAGAGUGCAGCGCCCCCGGCAGGAGAUCAUCCAGGACCUGGCCUCCAUGGUGCGGGAGCUGCUCAUCCAGUUCUACAAGUCGACCCGCUACAAGCCCACCAGGAUCAUCUUCUACAGAGACGGGGUGCCGGAGGGGCAGCUCCCACAGAUCCUGCACUAUGAGCUGCUUGCUAUCAGAGACGCGUGCAUCAAGCUGGAGGAGGAGUACCAGCCUGGCAUCACCUACAUCGUGGUGCAGAAGCGCCACCACACCCGGCUCUUCUGCGCUGACAAGAUUGAGAGGAUCGGGAAGAGUGGGAAUAUACCAGCGGGAACGACAGUGGACACCAGCAUCACACACCCGUUUGAGUUUGACUUCUACCUGUGCAGCCAUGCAGGGAUACAGGGCACCAGCCGCCCCUCUCACUACCACGUGUUGUGGGAUGACAACUGCUUCACUGCGGACGAGCUGCAGCUCCUCACCUACCAGCUGUGUCACACGUAUGUGCGCUGCACCCGCUCUGUCUCCAUCCCCGCGCCCGCUUACUACGCGCGGCUGGUGGCUUUCCGAGCGCGAUACCACCUGGUGGACAAGGAUCACGACAGCGGGGAAGGCAGCCACAUCUCCGGGCAGAGUAACAUGCGAGACCCCCAGGCUCUAGCCAAAGCAGUGCAGGUGCACCAGGACACGCUGCGGACCAUGUACUUCACCUGAACUGAGCCCUGACACUGGCCCCUUACCUCACACAGAGCCCUGUCCCUCCACAGCCAGGGGGUUGCCUCUGUACUGAGCCCUGACACUGGCCCCUUACCUCACACAGAGCCCUGUCCCUCCACAGCCAGGGGGCUGCCUCUGUACUGAGCCCUGGCACUGGCCCCUUACCUCACACAGAGCCCUGUCCCUCCACAGCCAGGGGGCUGCCUCUGUACUGAGCCCUGGCACUGGCCCCUUACCUCACACAGAGCCCUGUCCCUCCACAGCCAGGGGGCUGCCUCUGUACACACACUAAGGAUCCAGGGAACUGGGUCGUCUUCCAAGAAAACAAGCAAAACCUUUUUAUUAUUUUUAUUGUUUUAUAUUUCCACACAAGUAUGUAUGCAAUAUUGAAGAAAGGAGUCCUUGACUGCCAAUGCACAGACAAGCACGCACAGACACUGACGCACGCACUGACACACACACACGCUGACACACACGCUGACACACGCACUGACACACACACUGACUGACACACUGGAUCUCGCACUGGAUUGUGUUCUCUUCUCCUGCGAGCUUCGCACACGUCGUGGUUCAGGAACAUUUUAACGCAGCACUUUCCUUUAGAUGUUGCUGCUGUGGUUGUUAUUAUUUUAUUAUUAUUAUUGUUUGUGUUUAUAUUUUAUUGCAGCCCUGAUGUGAGGCCCAAGAGCAUGUAGGGUAGAAGUAGCCUAGUGAGGGAGGAGUGAGUGAGGAGGGAGGAGGGCGUGACGAGUGCAGGUUUGCAGAGUGCCUCACUGUAGUGCCACAGUCCACUCCCCUGCUGGGUAGCGAGGACCAGGAGUCUCUUCCAGGGAGCAGUUCACUGGCCGUGUGCCACACAGCCAAUAUUUUACAAUGAUGCAAGGGUUUGAAAGGUCAGCCCCGAUGAAGAAUUGAGCGUUCAAGCAGAAACGUUUUGAAGGAACACUUUGAAACGAGUCUGUACAAUAAACAACCUUUGCAACGCUGCCUUCAGCCGUGGUGUUGCCAUGGCUAUGGGGUUCACAUUUUUAUCACUUUUUUUGUUAUGUUAGGUACUUCCUGUGUCCUCGUGUAUGAAGCAUUUUGAAUUCCCUUCCUACAUGCUUCCUGAUCGACUGGACCAGUACACUUCCUCUGUGAGGCUGCUCUCUCAGACACAGUGUGUCCUUCCCCCAGCGCCCAGGCUGCUCUCCCAGGCACAGUGUGUCCUUCCCCCAGCGCCCAGGCUGCUCUCCCAGACACAGUGUGUCCCUCCCCCAGUGCCCAGGCUGCUCUCCUAGACACAGUGUGUCUCUCCCCUGGUGUCCUGGUCCUGAGUGGAGGACCCAGCGCCCAGGCUGCCUGUCUUCUCCCAGCACAGUUUCCCUCAGCCUCACACACACAGGCCAGCAUUGCAUUCCACUCACUGUGCAAAGGCAAGCACUGCACACACCUGGCAUUCCAGGAACAGAUCUACACACACCCACAUACCUGUGUGGAUUCAGAGCGACAGGCAGGACUGAAAGGCACAUUCCUACCUUCGGCACAUUCCUGCCAUGGUACACACCUGGUUUCACAUAGAGAUCCACCCACCUCCACACAUAGAAUACACACCAUACCAACCCUCGGAGUCACACUGGCACAGUUAAUGUGUGCCUGCAGUCACAGAGAAGGGAGAGGAUCCAGGAGAUUCUCUCCAGACUCACUGCAGUAAAUUAAACUGCACCCCAGAAUCCCAGUAUCUGAUGAGCUGUGCAGGGCAACACAGCAUUACACUGCACUGCCCUGAAUGUGUGGGACUGCAUCAUUACAGCACAGCAUUACACUGCACUGCCCUGAAUGUGUGGGACUCCAUCAUUACAGCACAGCAUUACACUGCACUGCCCUGAAUGUGUGGGACUCCAUCAUUACAGCACAGCAUUACACUGCACUGCCCUGAAUGUGUGGGACUGCCAUCAUUACAGCACAGCAUUACACUGCACUGCCCUGAAUGUGUGAGACUACAGCAUUACACUGCACUGCCCUGAAUGUGUGGGACUCCAUCAUUACAGCACAGCAUUACACUGCACUGCCCUGAAUGUGU
Messenger RNA from Polyodon spathula (Mississippi paddlefish), 4967 nucleotides. Its product is annotated as protein argonaute-1. NCBI's taxonomy places the organism in Eukaryota, Metazoa, Chordata, Actinopteri, Acipenseriformes, Polyodontidae. The transcript is spliced from 19 exons. The coding region runs from base 323 to 2902 and encodes 859 amino acids. The record is from RefSeq and is a predicted model, not a curated record. Gene Ontology annotation, molecular function: RNA binding; protein binding.